Messenger RNA from Saccoglossus kowalevskii, 1368 nucleotides. RefSeq lists its product as uncharacterized. Lineage: Eukaryota; Metazoa; Hemichordata; Enteropneusta; Harrimaniidae. Gene Ontology annotation, molecular function: peptide-O-fucosyltransferase activity. Gene Ontology annotation, biological process: protein O-linked glycosylation via fucose. The record is from RefSeq and is a predicted model, not a curated record.
AUGUCGUGGACGCUUCGAAAACAUGUCGCUUUAGGUAUUGCUCUGCAGUUACUCGUGCUUUUGGCAAUGUUGUCAUGGUUAUUACAGCAAGGGGUCAUGUUUCGUACAAGGAUAGGCGUGAGUACAUUUCAGACGCAAGAAGUAGAUGUCGCGAACGAGGAUGGGACAUUUAACACGGAGAAUAUUUCCCUGGCGCUGGCUCCAUUCACUAACUUCGGCAACUCGUCAUCCAGUUAUGGGCAACACAUUUCGGUGAACGAUCCUCGUCCGCGAGACAUUGGAAUAAACUCGACAGCCAUCACUUACCAACCUCGUCCAAGGAAGCGAUAUUUGUUGCCAGUGAUUCACACAGGUGGUCAAAACGUGCAAUUCACCUCCUUUAAGAAAGCAACGGCGUUUGCGUACCUCCAAAACAGGACAAUUGUUCUCGCGCCGUUCUUCCUUCACGGCGGCGACCAACGAGGCUGGAAUAUGCGUCACUGGCGUAACUUUAGUUUAGCCUUCGAUGUUGAUAUCCUAAAUCAAAUUGUCCCAGUAGCCUCGCUGAAUGAAUUCAAAUCGGUCUGCGACGGCCGAAUGAAAGCCAUUCAUCCAAGUAACGAUCGUACUUUUAAAGCCAACAAGACUCUCGAACGAUUCCUGGAGAUUGAACGAGCGCCGAAGAAAUACACGUUCAAAACACCCCCAUACGCAUACGAUAGUCAUAUUCUUGAAGAAGAACCAUGCCUGGCGAUUCUUCUACCUCAUUAUCUUAAUCCGCCGGAAAAGGAAGUAGGAGAUUUGAUUGACAACCACUUCGUCAGGUCGCCAAUCAUCCAAGAGGCAGUAGAUUUCGUGUUGGACAAUGUUUGUCAAGGUGGCCGCCUGAUGGCGCUGCACUGGAGAAAUCGUACUGGAGAAGCCUGCGUGCAUUUCUGGAGGCGGGAAGAAGUAAAGAAGGAGUGUAUGAAGAUCAUACCGGAAGCUGCUCAAAUCGCCAAAUUUAUCUCGCAGCCACUGAAAGCGUUUAUGGAUCGAGAAAAUUUCGCGUGUAUGUAUGUAGCUCAUCCAAAUUUUGCCAAGGACGUCAUGAUGUACUUGAAAGAAACGAUACCAGAAGAUCGUUUGAUUGACUCUGAUAUCACAACAACGUGGAAUAUGUCGGCAUUUAGGCAACUGAAUGCUGAUCCGUUUCAGAUGUCACUGUUCGAACAAGAGAUAUGUUACAGGGCCGAUUUAUUUCUUCGACCAGUCGUCUCGAAUUGGUCAGAUUUUAUUGAAGAGCAAAGACUUCUGAUUGGAAAAAAGACAACAAGAGUUCGUGCAAUAGCAGGGUUGGAUUCCCACGCGGGAAGGACUGUAUCUAAGCGAUAUGAAAAAUAUUUGUAA